This is a messenger RNA of Petromyzon marinus (sea lamprey), 1829 nucleotides long. Its product is annotated as synaptotagmin-12-like. Gene Ontology annotation, biological process: calcium ion-regulated exocytosis of neurotransmitter; synaptic vesicle endocytosis. The record is from RefSeq and is a predicted model, not a curated record. Gene Ontology annotation, molecular function: SNARE binding; clathrin binding; calcium ion binding. Lineage: Eukaryota; Metazoa; Chordata; Hyperoartia; Petromyzontiformes; Petromyzontidae. Gene Ontology annotation, cellular component: exocytic vesicle; plasma membrane.
UAGCUCGCUCUCUCUCUCUUGGACGCAAAUUCUGUCUAUGUGAGCAGUAAGAACGAGCUUGCACCACCACCAUCACCACUGCCGCAGCCGCAAUCUCCAGUACCCCACUCCCCACCCCGGUCCAAGUGAACGCGGCUCAUCUAUAAAAGAGGGGCACGGCAGGGAGACCCAGGAGGAAGAGCAAGGGGCCACUCAUGGAGUCGCCAAUUCUGCGAUACCACGCGAGCGUUACUGAGAGGCCCGCGCGCUGGGAAGGCCUCGUGGUGGCCCUGGGCGCCGUGGCUCUGCUCGUGACCGUCGCGACGAGCGCGUGGCGGCUGCUUCGCAAGGGCCGACGGCCGACCACCGUGCCCUUCCCCAACUUCGAUCACCGCUACCUGGAGGCCAAGUAUGGCCGCGAUGGGUCCCGGCCCCACGGCAAGCGUCCAUCCUUUGACGAGUCUGCGGACCGCUGGUACGAGACCGGGGGUCGCCGAUCCUGCGCGACCUCCCCUCUGCGCGUCCUCUUCUUGCGCCACGGCUACGAGGCGAUGGACGGCUCCGCGGGCCGGGCGCGAGGCCCCCCGCCGCUCUCCCGCUCCGCCUCCGCCGACUCCGUCUCCUCCGUGUCCUCCGUGGCGCCCGAUUUCGGCUUCCAAGACGACGGCGGCGGCGAGAUGGGGGAGUGCGAUCCCAGGGUGGAGGUGGCCGUGCAAUGCGAGCAGGAGGAGCGGGGCGGUGGCUCGGAGCUGCGGGUCUCGUUGCUCAGAGCGCGCGGCUCCGUGGACGCAGCUGCGGCUCCGUGGAGGGUCCGGCUCACGCUGCUGGGGCAAAGCGGAGCCAUUCACCUGGGCGACAGCGCGCAGAUCUCAGCUGCAGAUCCCCCAAACUCGACCCUGGAGCUGGACCAGGAGUUCUCGCUGACGAUGGAAGAAGGCGACCUGGAGCAAGGCCGCCUCCACCUCUCCGGCGUGCGGUGUGAGGGUGAGGCCGGAGUGGGCUCCGGCGGACACCGCGGGCAAACGAAAUCAUCCGGAGACCCCGAGGGUCGCCCGCCAGAAGCGCAGCUGCGCCUCUCUGAAUUGGAACUCCACGUUGCGCCGUUCGUCAGCUGGCUCUUCCUGCGCAAGUCUGGCCAGGCGACCGAGCGCUGUGGAGACAUCCGCAUCUCGCUGAAUUACCUCCCCACAGCGGAGCGGCUGACCGUGGUGGUGGUGAAGGCGCAGCACCUCGUGUGGCUGGGGCACAAGGCUUCUGCCGACCCCUACGUGAAGGUGUACCUGCUUCAGGGGGGGCGCAAGGUGAGCAAGGUGCGCACUGCUGUGCGCAAGGAUGAGAGGAGCCCAGUCUACAACGAAUCCUUCACGUUCAGCGUGCCUCGCGCGUGCCUCCCCCACGUGUGCGUGCGCGUGACCGUGGCUGAGCGCGCGCCCGGCCCGGGGGGCCGUGCCGAGGUCGUUGGGCACGUGGUGCUGGGGCCGCGAAGUCGCGGAGCUGCGCUGGCCCACUGGACGGCCGUGCUGGCCUCGCCCCGCAGGGCCGUGGCCGCGUGGCACGCGCUCCUCCGGGGCCCUCCGGACGCGUCGGCCGAGGGGGCCCACGGCCACCCGCAGCAGAGCGGGGGCCAGGCCUCGAUCAUCAGCAACACCGAUGACCUGCUCUGCUAGUGCGGUUUACCGCCGCCGCUGCCGUCAUCAUCAUCACCACUACCUCCGAUUAGCGCGGUUGGCUACGUACGGUGCGAAAGACGUUCAACAUACCCGUACAUACUGGAUGAUGUGUUAGCAUGGUUGCAUUAUCGCAUCGUCGUAGUCUUCGUCAUCGUCAUCCCCCCCCCCCCCCCCCCCCCC